UCUAAUGUUGUAUUAUUAUUAUGAUCAUGACCUUGCAUCCUAUUGUUACUUUCUUCCACACCUGUAUAGUUCAUAUUUCAUAACUAACUAUUUUUUAUUUUUUUUUUGGGUUAAGUUUUUUCACCGCCUCACGAGCCUUGUUCCUGUUGAGUUUCUUGUGUUUGGGUAUUAGGAAAAAGGCUUGAGAGGUGAAGGUAGAGAGAUUAAUAGAGAAGGUUUAUAGUUAUGGCUGAUGCAUUUGAUGAAGAGUGUGAUUACCUUUUCAAGGCUGUUCUGAUUGGAGACUCUGGGGUUGGGAAAUCAAAUCUGCUCUCAAGGUUUGCAAAAGAUGAAUUCCGCUUGGAUUCCAAACCCACCAUAGGAGUGGAAUUUGCUUACCGCAACAUCAAGGUCAGAGAUAAACUCAUCAAAGCCCAGAUAUGGGACACUGCCGGCCAAGAAAGGUUUAGAGCAAUCACAAGCUCAUACUACCGAGGAGCCUUGGGGGCAUUGCUAGUGUAUGACAUAACAAGGCGAUCGAGUUAUGAGAAUAUAAGAAAAUGGUUAAUGGAGCUGAGAGAGUUUGGAGGCGAAGACAUGGUGGUUAUUCUGGUUGGAAACAAGUGUGAUUUGGCUCAAUCAAGAGAAGUUGAGAAAGAAGAAGGAAAAGGGUUUGCAGAAACUGAAGGGUUGUGUUUCAUGGAAACCUCUGCUUUGAAGAAUCUGAAUGUUGAGGAAGUAUUCUUACAAAUGAUCACAAAGAUUCAUGAUGUCACAAGCCAGAAAAAUUUGGAAGCCAAAAUGGACGAAAAACCGAUUAAACUUUCGAGCGGGAAGGAGAUCCAUAUAAUUGAUGAAGUGACUGCAACUAAACAAGCUACUUGCUGUUCAAGAUGAGAGCUUUAGUGCGUAAAUUGUGGGAUUUUGCACGAAUCUGUGUGUAACUGAGUGAUUGAUUCUUCCUAUUUUCCCCACUUUUCAAUAUAUUUUUUCCUUCUUAUGGGCGGAUUUUUUUAUUUUUUUGAAAAUCUUAUUGGCGUUUCUUUAGUGCAUGGUCACGAUGGGUUU
This is a messenger RNA of Gastrolobium bilobum, 1047 nucleotides long. Its product is annotated as ras-related protein RABA6b-like. The record is from RefSeq and is a predicted model, not a curated record. Bases 226 to 876 code for a protein of 216 amino acids. The transcript is spliced from 2 exons. Lineage: Eukaryota; Viridiplantae; Streptophyta; Magnoliopsida; Fabales; Fabaceae. Gene Ontology annotation, cellular component: endosome. Gene Ontology annotation, molecular function: GTP binding; GTPase activity.